AUGGACAUUAUUGCUCCUCUCUGGACUCACCUUGACAAUCGACGUGGUGGAACUAUCUCCUGUAGAGAGGAUACAAGCAGUGCUGUACUGGCAAAAGUCACUGCAGCUAUUGACAGAUACCACCCUGACAUAACUUUUGUUGCUGCAUCAGCAUUUGUGGCUACCUGGGACAGUGUGGUCACUUUCCAAGUGGUUUUAGCGUACAAUGUUCAUCGCUCUUUCAUCCUCGUCAACUAUGGAGACAUUGCAGAGACAGAACAAAUGUGGCAGAUCAACAACAAUGGCCAUCUGACGUUUACUGAGCCGCUGUCCAACUACAUUCCCCUUGUGAAUUCCGGAAUGGACAUUAUUGCUCCUCUCUGGACUCACCUUGACAAUCGACGUGGUGGAACUAUCUCCUGUAGAGAGGAUACAAGCAGUGCUGUACUGGCAAAAGUCACUGCAGCUAUUGACAGAUACCACCCUGACAUAACUUUUGUUGCUGCAUCAGCAUUUGUGGCUACCUGGGAUAGUGUGCCAUACCAUGAUGGUGGAGGGGUUGUCACGUUCCAAGUGGUUUUAGUCUCCAAUGUCCAUCGCUCUUUCAUCCUCGUCAACUAUGGAGACAUUGCAGAGACAGAACAAAUGUGGCAGGCUGGUUACAGCACGUUGGACUCUGUCCAUUCUUUCACAAUUCCAGUGAGCAGCGCCCCAGAACUCUCAUCCAGCAGCAAUAUCAAUGUGAAUGGCCGCCUCUCGUUCCACGUGGAUGGCUCACCCAAUUUGCCAACAAAUUUCCUCGCUUCUGGGGAUGGAGACGUAGUGAACCCCCCCGCUGAGGAUGGAAGCUCCGAUAGAAUUUUCUUGCAGCAGCCUUUCAGAUACUUUGGGCGCACAUACAAUCAGAUCUUCGUAAACAAUAAUGGCUACCUAACGUUUACCGAGCCGCUGUCUGCCCACAACCCCUCUCUGGAUUCCGUGAGAGACAUCAUUGCUCCUCUUUGGACUCGUCUUGACAAUCGACGAGGUGGAACUAUCUCCUACAGAGAGGAUACAAGCAGUGCUGUACUGGCAAAAGUCACUGCAGCUGUUAAGCAAUACUUCCCUAACAUACCUUUUGCUGCUACAUCAGCAUUUGUGGCUACCUGGGACAGUGUGCCGUACCAUAAUGGUGGAGGGGUGGUCACUUUCCAAGUGGUUUUAGCGUACAAUGUUCAUCGCUCUUUCAUCCUGAUCUAUUAUGGAGAUGUUUCAGAAACCACACAACCUUGGCAGGCUGGUUAUAACACUGUGGACUCUGGCAGUUCGUUUACAAUUCCAGCAGCACGUGUCCCCGAACUCUUGUCGAGCAGUAAUAUCAAUGUGACUUCUCGCUGGUCUUUCCAUGUUGAUGGGUCACCAAACCUGCCAGCUAAUUUCCUACCAUUUGGAAACGGAGAAAUAGUGACGCCCCGAUUGGAGAAUGGAAGCUCUGAAGCCAUUACAUUGCAGCAGCCUUUCAAGUUUUUUGGACGCACACACAACCAGACUUUUAUCAACAACAAUGGCCAUCUGACGUUUACUGAGCCGCUGUCCAACUACAUUCCCCUUGUGAAUUCCGGAAUGGACAUUAUUGCUCCUCUCUGGACUCACCUUGACAAUCGACGUGGUGGAACUAUCUCCUGUAGAGAGGAUACAAGCAGUGCUGUACUGGCAAAAGUCACUGCAGCUAUUGACAGAUACCACCCUGACAUAACUUUUGUUGCUGCAUCAGCAUUUGUGGCUACCUGGGAUAGUGUGCCAUACCAUGAUGGUGGAGGGGUAAGACCAAAUUGUUGUUUAUUAGUGAAUUGGUGUUGUCUUUGA
Messenger RNA from Onychostoma macrolepis, 1824 nucleotides. RefSeq lists its product as uncharacterized. Lineage: Eukaryota; Metazoa; Chordata; Actinopteri; Cypriniformes; Cyprinidae. The coding region runs from base 1 to 1824 and encodes 607 amino acids. Gene Ontology annotation, biological process: cell-matrix adhesion. The record is from RefSeq and is a predicted model, not a curated record. The transcript is spliced from 11 exons.